Asparagus officinalis (garden asparagus) is the source of this 1148-nucleotide messenger RNA. Its product is annotated as phosphatidylcholine:diacylglycerol cholinephosphotransferase 1-like. Gene Ontology annotation, molecular function: diacylglycerol cholinephosphotransferase activity. Bases 107 to 967 code for a protein of 286 amino acids. The transcript has 4 exons. The record is from RefSeq and is a predicted model, not a curated record. Lineage: Eukaryota; Viridiplantae; Streptophyta; Magnoliopsida; Asparagales; Asparagaceae.
GAAACCUAGGUAAGAAAGACCAGGUCGCGUCCUCCCUUAAUUUGUUCUUACCUGUUGCCAACAACCCUCUCCUCUUUUUCUCUCACGCAUCCGGGGAAACAAAGCGAUGGAGAUGGAGAACAGUACUGAUCAGACCCAAACCGCUCUCCUCAAGAGGGAAAGCGUGAACAAGGUGAAACAUGAUGGUCACGGUGACGGCGGGAAAUACUCGGGUGCAAAGAGAAGGAAGGAAGAGACGUCGACGUCUACGGUCGUGUUGUCGAUGAUACGUCUCGACAAAGCUUAUGCUUCGAGGUUGACGGCGAGGGACGUGGUGCUCAUAGCGAAGAACCACCCGCUGCCUUCGCUGCUGAUCGUAUCGCUGCUCUUCUUCAUGGGCGUCGAGUACACGUUGAAGAUGGUGCCUUCGUCGUCUCCGCCUUUCGAUGUGGGGUUCCUCGUCACUGAAUACCUUCAUGCUGUUGUGGCUGCAAGGCCCACCCUCAACUCAGUACUUGCUGCUUGUAACACUGUAUUCGUGGGAUCGCAAAUGGCCUACAUAUUUUGGACCUUGCUUGUGGAAGGCAGGCCAAGAUCCACGAUUGCCGCCUUGUUCAUGUUCACUUGCAGAGGGAUACUUGGCUACUCAACUCAGCUCCCACUGCCUCAGGGUUUCCUAGGAUCCGGUGUGGACUUCCCAGUAGGCAACGUAUCCUUCUUCCUCUUCUUCUCUGGACACGUCGGCGGUUCAAUGAUCGCGUCGCUCGACAUGAGGAGGAAGAAGAGGUACAACAUGGCGUGGACGUUCGACGUCCUUAACGUGUUCCAGUCGCUGAGGCUGCUGGCGACGAGGGGGCACUACACCGUCGAUUUGGCUGCAGGGCUUGGAGCCGGCUUCUUGUUUGAUGCGCUUGCUGGUAAGUAUGAAGAAAUCAAGAGAUGUCGCGGAAGCGAACAAGGAUAUUGUUGUAGCCAUAAGAGAUGUUGAUGCAUGUGGUUUGAUCACCUGUUGUGUAAUGUAACAGGCGGUGGGAGUAUUUGAUAAAAACAAAAUCUCGUGCUUUUGUUAAAUUCCUUGAUGAGCUAGUUUGGCUGAGAUCGAGCCACAUCAUUUAAACUUUCUAUCCAAGUUAUUAAUGCUAUUAUCAAUAGUUUUCAAAGGUUUAUGA